GGUGUGUGUGUGUGUGUGAAGCGCCUAACGGCCUCUUGGAGUGAGGCGGGGCGAGAGGUGACGGGCUGCGGCGAGAACCAAUGAGACGGCUUGGCUGAGCGUGAUCGACCAAUGGCACCGGGGGUAGGGCUGCGAGGGGGCGGGGCUGAGGCUGAGGCGGCGGCGGCGGAGCGCGGCGGGCGGCGAGCGGUGAGCGGGGCCGGGGCCGGUGCGGGGUCCCGGGCCGGUGACCGUCCGGAGGGGCUCUCCGGUCCCCCGCGAUUCCCCCAGCGGCCGAGCUUUCCCCGAUCCCCAGCGCCAUGGCGGAGCCGCGGUACCUGCAGGCCGACUGCGCCUUCCGGCACGGGGGACACACCGUCCGGCUGACCCUCACCCGCUCGAUGCUGGACGUGGAGGUGGAGGCUCAUCUCACCGCCGACCAGUGGAGGGGGGAGUUUGACGCCGCCUUCAUCGAGGACCUGACUCACAAAACGGGGAAUUUCAAGCAAUUUGGCAUUUUUUGCAGCAUGCUGGAGUCGGCGCUGAUGCAGAGCAGCGAGUCCGUCAGCCUGGAGCUCCUCACCUACGCCGACCUGGAGACCCUGCGCAGCCGGAAAACGGGGGCGAUCGCCCGGCCCCCAACUUCUGCCGCCUCCCCGCUCAGCGCCAAACGUUACCUCAUCCUCGUCUACUCCGUCGAGUUCGACAGGAUCCACUACCCGCUGCCGCUGCCCUACGCGGGGAGGUCGGAUCCUGCCGCGCUGCGCAGGCUGGUACGGGAGCUGAGGGAGGAGCUGGCGCAACUCCGGGCUCGGCACGGGGAGGAUCGCCGAAACGCCGAGAUCCGGCACCUGCGGGAAGAGCUGCAGCGGGCGCUGGAAGAGAAGCGGGCGGCGGAAGCGACGCUGCGGGCGUCGCGGCGAGAGCCGGGUGACGGGACGGCGACGGAGACCGCGGCUCUGCGACGAGCGACGCGCCGGUUGGAGGACGAGCUGCUACGGGAAAAAACCCGGCACCGACGCGAGCAGCGGCAGUUGGCCGCGGAGCUUGCGGAGGCGAAGGCGUCGGAGCGGAGGCUGCAGCUGCAGGUGAAGAGCCUGACGGCCGAGCUGGCUUCCUGCAAGAGGGGCCGCCGGUCGCCCGCCGGCACGAUUCCUCGCCCCCAGGAGCGCCGGUCCCUCUCCGGCACCCGGCACCCGUCGCGUUCGGCGUCCCGGGAGAGUCGUGGCGGCAGCCAGGGUCGCCCCCCGCCGCGGUCCCCGUCGCCUGCAGGCUCCCGCCCGCCGCGUUUCGACCCCACCGCCUUCGUCAGGGCCCGGCAGCGCCGGCAGAAGGAGGCCGAGCUCAAAAACCAGCGGCGCGGGGCGGCUUUCGGCAGCGCCAGCCCGGCAAGGAGCCGCGGGCGCAGCUCCUCGGCCGAAAGUUUCCGGAGCCGGCGCUCGGCGGCGAUGAGCUCCGGCAGCGACGCUGAUGAGCGCCCUGAACCCCUGCCCCCCAGGAGGGCAACCCGCACCCGGAGACCCCUGAGCGCCUCGUCCUGCAACGGCCCCGGCGUGGCCUCUUGCCCGGCCGCCGGCCACAAGCCGUCCGCAGGCAACGCCGCCGGCAAACGCCCCGGUAAAGAGAACCGUUACGAGGAGCCCUCGGCUGAGCUGGCCGAGAUCGACGCCCGGCUGCAGGCGCUGCAGGAGUACAUGGACAGCCUGGACACCUGCACGUGACCCCCCCGGGGACCCCAAACCCCCCCGGGGACCCCCAGACCCUCCCCUGGGGACUCUCCCCAUGUCCCCAGAGGUGACAGUGCUGGCAUGGGGUGGGGGGAACAUCGUCCCCCCAAAUAAACCCUCGUGUGGC
Molecule: messenger RNA, 1833 nt
Organism: Grus americana (Whooping crane)
Lineage: Eukaryota; Metazoa; Chordata; Aves; Gruiformes; Gruidae
Gene: CCDC61
Product: coiled-coil domain containing 61
Exons: 14
Coding region: 300-1700 (466 amino acids)
Cellular component (GO): centrosome
Source: RefSeq, a predicted model, not a curated record